CCUGAGAACAGUAGCAUCGGCUUCUCUACGAUAUCCAAUAAUUAGAGUCUUGACCUUAAAAAGGCCUCUACAUGCUCGUCAACGGCUUGAUCUGCGUCCUUCGGAUCGGAAGCGAGAUUACAUAUCACCUGAUCUUCUGCGGCAAGGGCAGAUUCAGCCACAUUCCUGGCACGAGACAGGGCGGACUUGAAACCUUUACGGCUUGCCUUUAAAGCGAUCAUUACUUCCCUAUCUGACAUGGUCCCAGAUGAGAAUGGACUCAACACCACGAUGGACAACGGAUGAACCAGAGCACGAAUCACUUUUGCACACGCCGUUUUAACCACGGGGUCUCAGAACAGGGAUGAGCCGUCGACAAUACUUGAAACAGACGUAUUUGCCAACUGCGCCAUCGCAUGAUCGUGGACGAAAAUGGUCGGAAACAAAUCGAGAAGGAUGACGUGUAUUGUUCAGAUUCCACCUUUUUAUUGUCCAUUCCGCUGACUCCUCAUCAGCGUGAGCACCCCGCCAGAGAGCCACAUCGUCAACAUGAAUUUUGCCACAAGUUGUUUUCUUUUAUCGAACUUCCGCUGUCAACGGAGACAAAAAGUGGCAAUAUGAUGAGGCCACGUUAUAUUGUAAGUAGGAGACGACUAAAGAAAAUAAUUCUCCUUCAUGGUAGACUUUUGUUCAUGACGGUUGCUCAGAUUUUUAAAGGUCUCAAACUGAUUGCAUCCAUUGUUCAUUUGCACCUAAUUUCAGGGAGGAAUUGAUAUCAAAGAAUACUUGAGGUCCAUUGGGGCGUUCUUACUCAUUUCGGUAGAACUGAUUGGUGGUCACCCUGAGUUGAAAUGUGACAGUGUUGGGAAACGAAUGAAGCGCCAAAUUUUGAAUUGGAUCUUUGGCAUAGGAUCAUAGUUUAAAAAUUUUGCACUCAAAUAGGCAGAUCUAUAACAAAAUUUAAUGGUUUUUUGUUUGACUACAUCCUUUUUCUUUGCCAAAGCCCAAUAUAAUCCGGUCUUCCACGAACAUUUGAGAAAUUUGACCUAGCUUCUUUGACUCGUUUUCGAAAGAAAACAUGACAUUCAACCUGACAAUUUUGUUAUUUGGACCCAAAUUAUGCCUAUUUAUAAGAGAUUGAUUUUCAACACAGCUUUCUACGAAUUUUAAAAACUUAUUAAAGUUUUGCACCUUUGAAUUAUGUUUUGUUUCUUCACCACACAGGAUAUGGCUAAAUCAACCAAAAUCAAACCGUAUGCGUUUCAGUCUCUUGAAAACAUUCUAAAAUGUGAUUUCAGUCAGUGACUAAGUUUGUUGACAUUAAGCAAGUCCUAGAAAGGAAACAACCCUGAUUUUCUGACAGAUCUUUUCAUACUUUUUUUGUUUAUUACUUCCACAUGCGCAUUGAAAAGAAAAUGUCAAUCCAUGCCACACUUGGAUGUAAUUCAUCUGUGCUAUAUAAAAACCCUUUGAAAUGUCUAGCAUAUCAGUUUUGAUCCUGGAUCAGAUCAACAUGAAAGCAGACGUCCUCUUUUCAUGGCUCUUCUUUUGGUUCCACGACGUUAUGGCUCAAAAGGGUCUCCAAUGCUUCGUACCAGGUGAAUGCUUGGACUCCCAAAUUUUGGGGGCUAUGCCCACCAAUAGUUCGCGAGAAUGUUGGCGUCAUUGCCAAUCCGUGACGGGCUGCACUUGGUUCACGUUCUACAAGGAUUCCCAGGUCUGUACCCCUUUGUCUGGAUGCUUGAGGCUGUCCAAUGAGAAGUGCCAAGACAAUUGCAUUAGUGGGGAGGAAGAAUGCCCCGAGGUUCAAUGCGGAGUCCAUGGUAGAUGUUAUGGCGCAUUGGAAGGCAUCAGGAAAGUGGCUAACGCCAAAGAAUGUGCCUCCAUGUGCGGACACCGCGAUGAGUGUUUUUGGAAUACAUACGAUCCGGAGCAUGAAUCCUGCAUGAUGACCAACGACUGUCCUCUUUUGGAUCGAUCUUGUUCCAAUUGUUCUAGUUCGGAACGAGAUUGUACCGCGGAGAUGGAUGCCAACAUAGAUACUUCAAUUGAGGAUGACCCAAAAGAAAUGUCUAGUUUGUUAAUGGGGACAAGUACCCACCUACGUCAACAUUACUUCAACUUAAAUUCCAAAACGGCUGGGGAAUGUAAAUUCCCAACAUUUGCACCGGUAAAGGAGCCAGUUGUGCAGUACACAAUGGUUGACAAUGUGUUGCAUGGUUGUGGCGAUGGCAAUGUCAAUGGUUCCAUUGCAGUUGUUUGCUUCAAGUAUAACGCAGAUAAGAUGGAUUGGAUCCGCAUGGAUUUCUUAGAGAGAAAAGGAGGCUCUUUGCUUUAUCUCUUGCCUAUUCACAAUCGAGGAAUCUUGAUUUUGAUUAAGUCCAAUAUCCUUUACUUGUACAAUGGAAAGAAAGUUGAGCAGGUAUCGAAAGGAUUUCCUUUCUCAACCCGUUGGUUCCAAAUCCCGUUCUGUCGCACCGUGAUCUCCAGCGAUGAAAUCCUGGUCGGGUUCUCCCUUCUUGCCAUAAAUCGCAAAGGGGAAGAGUAUCCUAACCUCCGCUCAAUCAACAUCAAAACUGGGGCCGUCGACAAAAUCAAGUUACCCAAUCUUGAGUUAAUGACUUCCAUUUGUGGGGCUUUUGGACCAAAGGGCAAUCGCAAGGUGGCCAUAUUUGGUGGCAAAUAUUUCAAAAAUGGCAAACUUGGGCGGGACUUCGACCGUACCCUCAUAUUGGAUUGGAAUUCGAAGACAAUUUUAGCUGAUGGCCCAAGUCUAAAGGAUGCAUCCCCCAACAGGUGGGGGCAAACCAUUGCUCACAGAGAUACUUUUCUUUACUACAAAAGUGUCAACCACGAAACCAGAAUUUAUAAGUUUGAUAUCAAUGGAACCGAGACUCCGAUACCAUAUCUUGGAAAGAUUCCAGCUACUUGCUACAAUUUGGCAAAUAUUCCUGAGGAUGUGGCCGGCUGUAAGUGAACAUUGAAGGUGACCAUUGUGCUCUAGUACAUAAAAUGACAAAUCAUUGUUCACUUGAAUCUCUCCAAAUAAAUAAGCAUUAUAGGAUCAUUCUUUUACGAAGCUUUUCA
Messenger RNA from Tigriopus californicus, 3066 nucleotides. RefSeq lists its product as uncharacterized. Lineage: Eukaryota; Metazoa; Arthropoda; Copepoda; Harpacticoida; Harpacticidae. The record is from RefSeq and is a predicted model, not a curated record. The coding region runs from base 1454 to 2956 and encodes 500 amino acids. The transcript is spliced from 6 exons.